AUGGCAUCCUCCGCGAUCCAUAUGUCUCGUCUUGGCGGGCGCGCCUUCAACCACGACAACAGUGCAGACGCCGAGGCCGAGUAUGACCGGCUACGCGAUCUGGCGCGGGCUGAGGCCGACAAGAAGAAAUUAUGCUUCGAUCGGGCUCAUGAGGCCUAUGAACGUGGCGACGGCGCGGGAGCCAAGGAACUCUCGGACGAAGGCAAGCGUCACCAAAAGAAACAGGCCGAGUACAACAAGCAGGCCUCCGAGUUCAUCUUCCGUGAGAACAACGCCCCCGGCCGCAUCGCCGAGGACACCAUCGACCUACACGGCCAGUUUGUCGAGGAAGCUGAGGACAUCCUUGAGGAGCGCAUCCGUUACGCCCAGUCCACUGGGCAGUCCCACCUGCAUGUCAUUGUCGGCAAGGGAAACCACUCAACUGGCCACGUCCAGAAGCUGAAACCGAGGGUGGAGAGGGUGUGUCGGGAGGCUGGGCUGGACUAUGCCACUGAGGAAAAUGAAGGGCGCAUUUAUGUCGACCUGAAAGGCGGGAGGGUGGAGGCGCCGCCGCCGUUGCCCGCCCAGCCGGGGGGGUACCAUGGCGGGUAUGGUGGUGCGGGUGGUGGUGGCCAUCACCAACAACAGCAUCAGCAGCAGCAGCACCAUGAGCCGCAGCAUUAUGGUGAGAGCGGCAGCGGGCAUCAACAGCGCCCCCCGCAGCACCACCAACGGCCGCCCCAGCAACAGCAGGAGGAGGACGAUAUCUUCAGUUGCCUCAAGGGCUGCUGUCUGGUCAUGUAA
Messenger RNA from Chaetomium globosum CBS 148.51, 783 nucleotides. RefSeq lists its product as uncharacterized. The transcript has 3 exons. The record is from RefSeq and is a predicted model, not a curated record. The coding region runs from base 1 to 783 and encodes 260 amino acids. NCBI's taxonomy places the organism in Eukaryota, Fungi, Ascomycota, Sordariomycetes, Sordariales, Chaetomiaceae.